AUGGGGGCUGCACUGUCGACUUGCAGCUCGAAGAUCCCCGAUUGGUGUCCGAGGAUCAUGGGGUCUUUCUGUAUGAGUUUGCAAGUUCUCCCUGUGUGUACGUGGGGUUUCCUCCCACAGUCCAAAAACAUGCUCAGAUUAUUUGGUAACUCUAAAUUGUCUGUAGCUGUGAAUGUGAGUGUGAUUGUUUGCUUCUCCGUGUAGCCCUGUGACAGACUGGUUACCUGUCCUGGGUGUCCUCUGCUUUCACCCUAAGUCAGCUGUGAUAGACUCCCCCAUGACCCUAAUGAGGAAGCGGUGUGUAAAUAAUGGAUGGAUGGAUGGAUGUCUGGAUGGGAUCUUUAAAGAGUUAGACUAUUUUGCUUUAGUUUAAGUUGUCCAGUUUAGUCCUUUAGCUUGUCUUUUUCAAAAGCUUGUUCAGUAACAAAAGUAGCGCAUCUUUGUCUAAAACACUGUCCUUUUCGGUUCUUUUCUCAGCUCCUUAUUUUUUUUGUCCCUCUGCUUUUAAGAUUUAGUUUCUUACAAAUCCUCUUCUCCAGUGACUCAAAAAUGUGAGGUGCUUCCAGGACAUUCCUCUUGGUGGCACUGAAGUUCUGUUAACCAGGCAGCCUUAGUUUAUACUUGAAAGUUUUAUUUUCUAUUUACUUUGCGCAAAACUAUUUUGUUAGUUACUUCUCUGCUUAGGCUCCUCAAAGCCUGACAAUAAUUUUCUGAAGUUGGAAUUUCUGUCUAUUUUAUAGCAAAGUGAUAGAAACAUCUGGGCCCUUAAGUCAUCAUGUGUAUCUAUCAAAUGUAAUACAAGUGUGCAGAGAGUAGAAGGCAGGCUGCUCUCAGACAAUCAAAGUAAGAAAAGGAAAUCUUUUACUGAGAGGUUCGUAUCAAUCAACAUAUUAUUGAUCACAGUGGAUCGAUGUUUUUAAAAAUAUAUUUAUUAGAAGAAACAUUCAUAUUUCAGAAGACAGCAGAUAAGUAGUGUAAAGUUUCAUAUCUUCAUUAAAAUAAAUGUCUGUCACACAAACACAGCAGCUUUCCUCAGAGAAAGACUUGCCUAGGAUUUUCAUGAGGCAGCACAACUCUAAGAGAGGAUGUUUAAGAUGCUGGAUGCAGUUCUGCUUAUUGGCCACUUGGUAGAAGCUGUCCACCAGGAAAUAUCCUGCAGGAACAUGGCCAGUACAAACUGUGAGAAUACAUACAUUUAUUCAAGGACAAUACAACUGGAAGAUAUUUGAUCUGUUUUUGUUUUUUCUUUUUUUCUUAUCAUUUUUAUGCUGCUUACAGCUUCUACUCUACAUUUCAGAGCUAAAUAUUACACUUUUCACACUAAUAUUUUUAUCUGUUGUUAUUUCACAGAUCAUGAUUGGAAUGAUUGUGUAAAAAUAUGCAUCAUAUAACUACCAUGCACAAAUUAGUAUUACAAGUAUGGGCCACAAAGACUGGGUCAUAAUCCAGAAUUCACCUUAGUUUGUACAAAGCAGCUUCUUCUUGAUUAUCAGCAUUAAAAUCUAAUUUUCAUAUUGAUGCAUCAGUAGUAAUUAAUGGAAAAUAUUACCGAUGGAAUAUUCUUUUGGUACAUGUUGCUGAUAAUACUUAUUUUUACAUUACAAUUUGCUGGUGCUGGUGGUGGUGGGGCUCCACAGUGGUGUAGUGGUUAGCACCUUUGCCUUGCAGCAAGAAAAUCCCUGGUUCACAUCCCAGCUUUCCCGGGUGCGUGCGUGCGUGCGUGCGUGCGUGGGUGCGUGGGUUUUCUCCAGGUACUCUGGCUUCCUCCCCCAGUCCAGAAAUAUGCUGAGGUUAAUUGAUGACUCUAAAUUGCCCCUAGGUGUGAAUGUGAGUGUGAUUGUUUGUCUGUAUAUGUAGAUUGGUGACCUGUCCAGGGUGUUCCCUGCCUUCACCUGAGUCAGCUGGGAUAGGCUCCAGCAACCCCAGUGAGGAUAAAGCGGUGUAUAGAAGAUGGAUGGAUGUUGCUGGUGGUAUAGAGCAUGACUACAUAAAGAGAAAAUUAGCUUUUCCCACCAAUGGUGUGAACUCUUAUUUAUUAUCAUGUUCUCUGCAGAAGUCAAAACCAAGAUACGGAACACUUUAAAACAUCAUGCAGAAAUUUAGUCCUUUUUCCUUUUUUGAAUGUAAAUUAAUGAGUUUUGUUGGUUUCUAGUUAAUUCAAGGUUGUUGUUUUUUUUAAUUUAAGACAACAUUAGAACUUCAGUUCUGUAAAUGAAACAUGAGUUCUAACUUUGGCCAUUUCUAAAAUAAGAAGCUCAAUGAAUAAAGCCAGCAUAUUAACAGACUUUUGUUCCUACACUGUCUGUUACUGUGCUAAUUUUGUUCUGACGUGCCUCAGAGCUAUAAUUAUGAAUGACCCUGAAGCAUUAAUUUGGUACUGUGCAUCAGAUGGUGACAUUUAUGUCAUAUAUGAGCUGUACACUUUCCUUUAUUGAAGAAUUAAAAUGAAACACAAAUUAAGCCUUCAAGGAGUCAUUGUUCUAUAGAUAAAACUGAAGGGAAGACAGUGUCAGGCUCUGAGGCUCCAUAUACAAUUAUCUUUAGAUUUACAUCUUAGCUCUCAAACUUUCAUCAAGAACAACAUUCAUAGUGGGACAAAGACAUUGUUAUGUUAUACAGAGCACACCUAAUUAUGGAUCAGAUGGUGAUUAGAUGGCAAUGUUCUGCUAUUGUGAUGGGACAAAAAAAAAAAAUCAAGAGCCCUUCACAAACUCAACAUUAGCUUAACAUCCACUCAAAAUACAAUGACUGAUGAUCUGAAAGAAGCCAAGAGGGCCAAAAACGUCAUCCAAAUACGAGCGAAAUAAGAUAAGAUAAACUUUAUUGAUCUCACAAAGGAGAAAUUUUCUGUUACAGGGCUCUGAGGAACAAAAAACAGAGGAGUGCAAAAAGUCACGAAAGUGCAAGUACAAGAUAAUAAAUAUUGCACAUAAUAAUAACUACACAGUAGUGUUAUAUAGUCUGAUGGCAGUGGGGAUGAAGGACCUGCGGUAGCGCUCCUUCUUGCACUGUGGGUGUCCGAGUCUCGUGCUAAAGGAGCUGCUCAGCUCCGCUACAGUCCGGUGCAGUGGGUGGGCGCUGUUGUCCAUGAUGGAUGAGAGCUUGGUCAACAUCCUCCUCUCACCCACAACUAUCACAGAGUCCAGUGGGCAGCCCAGGACAGAGCUGGCGCUCUUGGUCAGCUUGUUCAGUCUCUUCAUGUCCGCUGUGGUCAUGUGCUGCCCGGGGCCCAGCAGAUGACAGCGUAGAGGAAAGCAGAGGCUACCACAGUGUCAUAGAAAGUCCUUAGUAGAGGUCUGCUAUAUCACCUUCCCAAUAAAAUUACUCAGCAGUGAUGCUGUUAUUUUGAUGGGAGCAGAAGCAGCUUUUAUUGUGACAGUGCUGCUUGAGGAGUUUUAAAUUUCAGAGACAGAAAUAACCGCAGAGCAGAGCCAUGUUUCUGUCAGUGCUCGCCAUGUUUCCGUUUCUGUUGGUGUUUCUGGUCCUCAGCGUCACCAUGUCUGGAAACAAACUGGCUUCAGUAGAUUUCGAGGUUUUUGGGAACGUUCAGGGUGUAUGCUUCAGGAUGUACACCGAGGAUCAGGGUCGCAGUCUGGGCCUCAGCGGUUGGGUGAAGAACACCAGACAGGGAACUGUGAUUGGUCAGAUCCAGGGACAUCCGGACCGAAUCAAUGACAUGAAGCUGUGGCUGAAGAACGUCGGCAGUCCGAGUUCUCGAAUCGACCGAACCGUCUUCUCCAAUGAGCGAGACAUUUCCAAACUGGAGAUUCACGGUUUCUCUACUCGCUACUGAGCAUGCUCAGAAAGAAAUGAUGCUAAUGAUUGAUUAUUGAUUGUUCUUGUUUCUGAUCCAGUUGCAGUGAGUUCAGCUUUAGAUCUGAGUUGGUUUUUAUGGCUAUCUGACAUUUAGUUUCUGGUAGCAGUUAGCAUCUGAAGCUUCUCCUUGAUUUUCUGGGUUACCAUGGUAACCAGGAGUCCUGAAGAAUCUAGCAUGUGAUUGGUUGGCUGAACUGGAGCAACAGUAAUCAGAAACGAUAUGCUGAUAAUCAAUAAAGGUUUAAUCUAAUCAGGCUGAAUAUGUUUCCUCCCUGGCCCUAAUCCUACCAACAUUAGCAGCAACAUUAGCAGGUGAUUCAUCUUCUAAAACAGGAACUUCAACUUUAGGAUGUUUCUGCUGCUCUGUCGCAGUCUAUUACCCGGUUGUUUGUUAUUUACCUGUUUGUUUAUUCACCUGCUUAUUUACCUAUUUAUUCAUCUGUUUAUCUACCUGAUUGUUUAUUCACCUGUUUAUAUACCAGUUUGUUUAUUUUCCUGAUUGUUUAUUUGCCUGUGUGUUUGCUUAUUAAUUUACUAUUUUGCUUGUUUGUUUACCUGUUAGUGAUUAUCUGAGACAGAAUAAAGACAGAGUACAGCUUCA
Molecule: messenger RNA, 4417 nt
Organism: Acanthochromis polyacanthus (spiny chromis)
Lineage: Eukaryota; Metazoa; Chordata; Actinopteri; Pomacentridae
Product: acylphosphatase-2-like
Exons: 4
Coding region: 3434-3793 (119 amino acids)
Molecular function (GO): acylphosphatase activity
Source: RefSeq, a predicted model, not a curated record